AUUCUUCGUAGAGUGUAUUUUGAGAAUUUGGUUCGGUCUAGUUCGGUCCCUCCAAGACCUGAAUUGUGGUGGAUGGAUGGGUGCCGAAGUACAUUGAACAAAGCCUGGAUGUUCCUUGAACGUUGGAAGCGUCGUCCCGUCCCGUAGUAACAGUCACUGAGCAGAUUUCCUUCAAUCCAUCCAUGGAUUUGAACUUAGGUUCGCGCUUAGAUCAGAUACUGAGAGGCCAGGCCAGGCUACGCCAGUGUAGCAACUUCUCCAAGGUGAACUCGAAACGGAAAAUACAGUUGAGAGAGAGAGUGUACUAAGAAUCCUGCCAGUGGUAGGGUCUAGUGUAGAAGCAUCCGAACAUGUCCUCGAUCUUAGCUCAAGGGGCCAAAAUGGCCCUUGGCAAGACCUUGACCAACGGGUCUGUGGGCGUGGUGGGGCCUGCCAUGGCCUCGGCUCAUUUCCAUUCCAAAAGUGCCGCCCUGCAAAGAUGGGAGAUCCCCGAGAGACUUCUGGACAUCCCCAACUCGGAGAAUCCGAAUUUCUUCAAUAUGGUGGAGUAUUUCUUUCACAAGGCCUGUAUUUUGGCCGAAGAGCCUUUGAUGAAAGAGUUGUCCAGAAUGAGAGGCACAAGUGACGACGAGAAACGCCAAAAAGUCCAUGGUAUCUUGAAGAUCAUCGAGCCUUGCUCCCACGUCCUCGAGAUGAACUUCCCUCUUCAACGAGAUGAUGGCUCCUAUGAAAUGAUCACCGGCUACCGAGCCCAGCAUUCGCAUCAUCGCACCCCUUGUAAGGGUGGUAUCCGUUACUCCAUGGAUGUCAAUGCUGAUGAGGUCAAGGCCUUGUCCGCCUUGAUGACCUACAAGUGCGCUUGUGUGGAUGUGCCAUUUGGGGGCGGUAAAGCCGGCGUCAAGAUCGAUCCCAAGGCGUACUCUGACAACGAAUUGGAGAAGAUCACUCGACGAUUCGCCAUGGAACUUGCCAAGAAGGGAUUCCUCGGACCCGGCAUUGACGUGCCCGCUCCUGAUAUGGGAACCGGCGAGAGAGAAAUGUCCUGGAUUGCGGACACUUAUGCCAACACGAUGGGUUAUAGCGAUAUCAAUGCCUCAGCUUGUGUCACGGGCAAGCCUAUCCAUCAGGGUGGUAUUCACGGAAGGACUGCCGCCACUGGCCGUGGUGUUUUCCACGGUUUGGAAAACUUUGUCAACGAGGCCCAGUACAUGUCCAUGAUUGGCAACACCCCCGGAUGGGGCGGUAAGACCUUUAUUGUGCAAGGUUUCGGUAAUGUGGGUCUUCAUACCAUGCGCUACCUCACUCGCGCUGGGGCCCGAUGCGUUGGUGUCCUCGAAUGGGAUGGUGCCAUCAUGAACAACGACGGUAUCGACCCCAAGGCUUUGGAAGACUACCGAAACGAAAAGGGCACCAUCGUGGGUUAUCCAGGAGCUCAGGCUUAUGAGAACAAAGAUGAUUUGAUGUUCGAGAAAUGCGAUAUUCUCAUUCCUGCUGCCAUGGAAAAGUGUAUUCAUUCCGGAAAUGCUCAUCGCAUCCAAGCUAAGAUUAUCGCCGAGGCAGCCAAUGGCCCAAUCACGCCCAGUGCGGACAAAGUUCUCCGUGAGAACGGUUGCCUCAUCAUCCCCGACAUGUAUGUGAACGCUGGAGGUGUGACCGUUUCCUACUUUGAAUGGCUCAAGAAUCUGAACCACGUCUCUUAUGGAAGACUGACCUUCAAGUACGAACGGGAGUCGAACUAUCAUCUUCUUCAAUCCGUCCAAGACUCUUUGGAGAGACGUUUCGGUCGCGUUGGAGGUCGAAUCCCAGUUACUCCCUCAGGCGAGUUCGAAACCCGUAUGUCUGGAGCUUCCGAGAAGGACAUUGUUCACUCUGGAUUAGACUAUUCCAUGGAGAGAACUGCCCGAGCUAUCAUGAAUACCGCUAUCAACUACGAUUUGGGCUUGGACCUCAGGACGGCUGCCUAUAUCAAUGCAAUUACGAAGAUCUUUAAGACCUAUAGGGAUGCUGGACUCACGUUCAACUGAAUUGCUAAGACUGGAAGGGGAUUUUUUUUGAGCAAAUUUUUAUUUUAUUUUCUAUAUACCCAAAAACGGGAAUAUUCGUUUCGAUUAUAAUGUAAAUGUUCACGAUACUAGCUGUAUGUAAGGAAACAAAUACAUUCCUCCCUGUCCCCGGUUA
Messenger RNA from Tigriopus californicus, 2178 nucleotides. RefSeq names its product glutamate dehydrogenase, mitochondrial-like. NCBI's taxonomy places the organism in Eukaryota, Metazoa, Arthropoda, Copepoda, Harpacticoida, Harpacticidae. The record is from RefSeq and is a predicted model, not a curated record. Gene Ontology annotation, cellular component: mitochondrion. The coding region runs from base 351 to 2024 and encodes 557 amino acids. The transcript has 3 exons. Gene Ontology annotation, molecular function: L-glutamate dehydrogenase (NAD+) activity. Gene Ontology annotation, biological process: L-glutamate catabolic process.